Colletotrichum phormii is the source of this 993-nucleotide messenger RNA. RefSeq lists its product as uncharacterized. The transcript is spliced from 4 exons. The coding region runs from base 1 to 993 and encodes 330 amino acids. The record is from RefSeq and is a predicted model, not a curated record. NCBI's taxonomy places the organism in Eukaryota, Fungi, Ascomycota, Sordariomycetes, Glomerellales, Glomerellaceae.
AUGCCUCUCAAAGAAGAAGAGGCUUCGUCCGAAGCAAGGGCAACGGCUCUCACGCAAAGCAAAACCGAGAGAUGCAUCAUAUUUGCCGGUGAUCUCUCGGGUCCAAUCCUUGCGACAGGCGGUGUCAACGUCGGUAACGACGUCAAGAUUGAGAGCUGCAUUCGUAUCGAGAGAUCCCAGGAGUUGGAUCUCCAUAUCUUCCUCUGGCUACAGUUUCCCGACGGCGCAGACAACGAGGAUCAGGGUCGCGGUAUGACGACGACAAGGUCUGCCUUGUUGGCAUGGGCUUGCCCUACAGCAACAUACUGGAGCCCGACCGAGAAUGGUUCUCUUCAUGGAGUCACUCUGGCCGACUUCAUUCGCCGCAAGACCUUUCAUGUGCUUCUGGUCAAGGGUCAUCCGGUUCACAUGCAGAAGAGGUUCGGCUUUGGAUCUCUACCGCCGCCCUUCGACUACCCCUAUGGUGAUCUUCACGACUUCGACCUCGAACGAUCCGCAGCCUUUCUGGCCAAAGCCCCACGGAAGGAGCCGUUCCAUGAGGCCAUGAGUUUCAAGAAUGACAACGCGAGGCUGACCGCUACGACACAGUCGCUGAUCCAGGAUGUGCUAUAUGUUUGGCAGCAGGCCCAGCUCAUCGCUGCUGUUAAGUUGCAUGCCUACUUUGUCCCUAUUCCCGGUUGCAAUAAUAAGUACUACACCAUACUCUCUCUUCCACAAGAGUUCAUGAACGAGUACGCGCCUGCUUGGAAUUGCCUCAUGAACUUUCAAGUAUCCUUAUCGGUGUGGGAUGAUCCGGAUAAAGAGCUGUCUAUGAGGCGCUGGCAAUCCAAAUUCAUCUCAUACACCAGCGGUAUUGAGGCUCUCGUGCCCCAUCAGACCGCCGGGUCUGGAGUCGUGCUUGUCACGGCACGGCCGCCUGAGUCUGGCACCACUCGGGACGUCUCGACUUUCAGCAGCCGGGUUGAAGCUGAAGAAGCUGGGUUGGCGCAAUAG